Aspergillus ibericus CBS 121593 is the source of this 1218-nucleotide messenger RNA. RefSeq lists its product as uncharacterized. NCBI's taxonomy places the organism in Eukaryota, Fungi, Ascomycota, Eurotiomycetes, Eurotiales, Aspergillaceae. The record is from RefSeq and is a predicted model, not a curated record. Bases 222 to 1034 code for a protein of 270 amino acids. The transcript is spliced from 2 exons.
UUCUUUCAUCACACCGGUGGAUGGUCUUGCUCUCGCGCUAAUCAUCACUAUAUCCUUGCAUCCGGUUUUUUAUUUCGAGCAGUGCAUCUUCAGCGGUAGUUCAACUUGCAGCCUGUGUGACUAGCACGAGCACCUUGCUUACGUGGUACAACAACGGGGAUUUACCUCUCGAGAUUCCUUCAAAUUUGGUCCCUGGCAUUUCUGCUCCCUGGGCAAGUAUUAUGAGGAUACUAUGGGCCACUGCGCUGGUACUUUUGCUCACCAUCUCAGCCACAGCCCUCAGCAUCCCGAUUGCUUUCCGAGAUGCAUCUCUCCUUGCAGAUUCGCACCUCCUGUCGGAUCUAGCCAAACGGCGUGGAGGCGGCGGGGGCGGCGGGGGAGGGCGUAGUGGUGGCGGCAGUGGUGGCCGGAGUGGUAGCGGUGGGAGUAACUCGAGGACCAGCUCAAGCAACGUCGGGGGCUCGUCCCGUGGCGGCUCUGGAACGCGGCCGGUGUAUGGGGGUGGCUAUUACUAUGCCGGCGGUGCCAGGACUCCCUAUACCUCCGGUGCACGAUCGCCUUCAGGUGUGACGCCUUACUAUUUGCCGGCGGCUGCGAUUCCCUUCUACUACCCGGGCAUCUGGGCGUAUGGGAUGUACGUUUACCCCUACAGCCAUGGCUACCACUAUGUCAAUGACACCACGCAUCAAAACGAGUCGAUACCCAUGGCCUGUACGUGCCAACAGUACCUGGAAUGUGGAUGUGACGAUAAUGACAACAGCACCUACUAUCAGUCGGUCUUCAACGGCAGUCAGCCCUUGAAUACGAGCAUGACCAGGGUGGUGGGCGUAAACGGCACUGCAACGAUCUAUAUCAAUGGAACCCUGCCCAACCGGAACGACUGCCGUCGAGUCCCCAUCGGCUGCCACCUGCUCCACGGCCCAAGGGUAUUGGGUGAUGGUUGCUGUGGUGGCUGCCACUGUCUGGAUGUAAGAAGGUGCGAGCUAGUAUUGCUAUUGCUAUGUAUUUGUAUAGAUCCGGUUCGAUGGGCUUGAGGGCGUCACAGGGGGUAACUGUACCCAUUGGCCAUGAUCAGCGUCAACUUGCUAUUUAUAAAAUUGGGCCUUGCUUUUGCGGUGAAGACCAGUACUGACCCGGCGAAAGAUAGAACUAAGAUUAGAAUGAUUUUGCUAGCCCCCACCUGUUGCAGAUUAAUGAACGGCAUCUCCACCCGCGGGC